CAAAUGUUCAUACUGGGUAGUUUAUUUAGUUUUUUUUUUUUAAAUGAUCCAACGAUUUACAGACGUCUCUUUCCCAAUGUAAGUCAAUGGGAAAAAGUAUUUCCGGGCCCAGCGACUGAUACAGAAGUGUAGUACCGCCAUUUGGCCACAACGAAUAUUUUCCUCAGAGUCCGGCGCACUUCCUUGGUGCUUGCUUCCAACAGCUGAAUUCUCUCCUGACAAACAGCGGAUUUAGCAGUAAGCCACGAUCAUGAGGCUGGUGAUUCUGGAGGACUAUGACCUGGCCAGUGAGUGGGCGGCCAAAUACAUCCGCAACAGAAUCAUCCAGUUCAAACCCUCGGCAGAGAGGUACUUCACCCUGGGCCUACCUACAGGGAGCACUCCCUAUGGCUGUUACCAGAAGUUGAUAGAAUACUACAGAAGUGGAGAUAUUUCAUUCAAAUAUGUGAAGACCUUCAACAUGGAUGAAUAUGUAGGCCUGCCUCGGGCUCAUCCAGAGAGCUAUCACUCUUAUAUGUGGAACAACUUCUUCAAGCACAUCGACAUCGAUCCCGCCCACGCUCACGUCCUGGACGGGAACGUGGAGGACCUGGAGGCUGAGUGCCAGGCGUACGAGCAGAAGAUCAGCGAGGCGGGGGGCAUCGAGCUGUUCGUAGGAGGUAUCGGCCCUGACGGCCACAUAGCGUUCAACGAGCCGGGCUCCAGCCUGGUUUCCAGGACCAGAGUGAAAACGCUGGCCAAGGACACCAUUGUAGCCAACGCCCGUUUCUUUGGCAACGACCUCUCCAAGGUCCCCACCAUGGCUCUGACGGUCGGCGUUGGAACUGUCAUGGGCGCCAAAGAGGUGAUGAUUCUGAUCACAGGAGCACACAAAGCCUUCGCUCUGUACAAAGCCAUAGAGGAGGGGGUGAACCACAUGUGGACCGUGUCAGCGUUCCAGCAGCACCCCCGCACCAACUUCGUCUGUGACGAGGACGCCACCCUGGAGCUGCGAGUGAAAACCGUGAAGUACUUCAAAGGUUUGAUGCAUGUCCAUAAUAAGCUGGUGGACCCAGUGCUCAGCAUAAAGGACCAGUGAAGGACAGACGCUGGAAUCAGCUUGUUCCUCUGCUGCUGUUCAGUUCCUGAGGAGGUGUUAAGCAGUGUCUCAGUGUCCUCCUGUUUGCACACGCUCACACCUGAACUGCUCCUGGAAGAUGUCUCAGAGUUAAUGACAGCUACAUGAUGUAAGGAGACAUUCUUAGUUCAGAACGUUCCAUUUAAAGGGAUAGCACCCUGCUGGUGGUCUUCAACUUCGCUCAAGUGUGAGAACUUUAAAAUAAUGACAGAUAACCUUCAUUUUGUUAAAUGUUUGAAAUGAACCCACACUAUCUCUGUUCUCCAGGAAAAGGGUUAUUUUGUAUUAUUAUUAAAUAUAGACUUUUGUUUACUUAAUUCGUUACACACCCAAUCCAUGAUUGGACAGAGGAAACAAAUACUCUGUGAAUAUCGGUAAUAUCUAAUCAGAAAUUAUAGCACUUACAAAGUGACCUUAGUCUCUGGUCAAACAGAGAUUUUGAAUGUCUGGAUCCAAGGGAUGUGAAGUGUGCUCUCCUUUCUCUAGAGCCCACCACGGUUGAGUGUUACAGAAGAACACAAACAUGAGGAUUAUUUUUUCUUUUUGCACGUAGGCUGAGCAGCUCCACUGAAGCAGUGUACUGUCGUUUUGGAGAAGUACAAUAUAUCGUUUUACAGUGCUUUUCUUCCCCCAGCUGACUUUCAAAUCACUGUUACAGCUCCUUCAACGGUGUCUGGAUUGCAUUUUUUUAACACUAUGCUCGUGCAGUCAGUAUCCUGCAGACUUUACUUUAAGUGUGAAGGGGAGAUAAGUUUCUAUCUUUAGUGUUUACUUUCUGUUCUUGGUGUCACUCUGUCUGUUCAUCAGGCUUCUUCUUUGUGUUUGUGCACAAUCUCUAUAGUUUUUAACACUUUAUUUUGUAAAGACAAAACAUUGAGUGUCUUGCUUUGUACUUUGAGUUGAAAUAAAGUUUAAGUGGAAAA
Molecule: messenger RNA, 2040 nt
Organism: Gymnodraco acuticeps
Lineage: Eukaryota; Metazoa; Chordata; Actinopteri; Perciformes; Bathydraconidae
Product: glucosamine-6-phosphate isomerase 2
Exons: 7
Coding region: 251-1078 (275 amino acids)
Biological process (GO): carbohydrate metabolic process; N-acetylglucosamine catabolic process; N-acetylneuraminate catabolic process
Cellular component (GO): cytoplasm
Molecular function (GO): glucosamine-6-phosphate deaminase activity; identical protein binding
Source: RefSeq, a predicted model, not a curated record